AUGGGCGGAAACCUGUUCCCUAUUCUACAGGAGGAGGGUCAACUGGCACAUGUGUACAGCGUUAUAGGACGCUCGGGGGAUGCUGAGGAUCUGUAUAUGAGUUCAUUGAGGAGAUGUAAAUUGGUCAGCCUCUCCGAGCAUCAUCCGCUCACUCGAAGGGUCAUGGACGGCCUCGCCAUUAUCUAUAGGGGUCAAGGCCGAUGGAAAGAAGCAAAAGAUAUAGAGGUUCGCAUAUUGAAUACACUUCGAAACGUCUUAGGCGAUAUCCAUUCAGAGCCUCUCAGGGCAAUGGCCAACUUGACCACUACAUACUGGACCGUCGGAAGAGUGACGGAGGCCGACGCUCUCGGUGAACAGCUAUUAUUAUCUUUAAAGAAGGAGAGGAGUGAUGUAGAUAUUCUGAAUGAUUUGGAGAAUUUGUGCAUAUAUCCGGAUGUGGCCCGGUGGAGAACGCAGAGCAAGGUACUGACGCAAGUCCUUUCCAUACACAAAACGGAAUUUGGUGAUAAUCAUGCCAACACAUUUGCGGCGCUGUCAAAUCUUUCGUCUACGUAUAGGUGCCAAGGACGAUGGAAGGAUUCUGCGGAGUUCGAGGAGCAGAUCGUUUCAGGAUUUACAAAUGAGAUCAAAAACAGGUGGACUAGGGGUUGCUAUCACGAGAUGGCUUAUCAUACCAAUCAAGACUAUGGGCCUUUGGUGCUGGGCUAUGCCGAUCCCCCUAUUGGUGGGCUUUUGUUGGAUCUCUGUUGGUCGGAAAACUAUAUCUUUUGCGCCAGGAAUCAUGAAAUGGACCUUAUUGCAGAGUAG
Molecule: messenger RNA, 807 nt
Organism: Morchella sextelata
Lineage: Eukaryota; Fungi; Ascomycota; Pezizomycetes; Pezizales; Morchellaceae
Exons: 2
Coding region: 1-807 (268 amino acids)
Molecular function (GO): protein binding
Source: RefSeq, a predicted model, not a curated record